AUGGUGAACUUUCUGCCUUCAAAACAGACAAUCCAAGUCAAAAUGAAAACUCCUUCCGAUACGAUAGAAGAUGUGAAAGUGACUGAAAAUAAAGACGGGACUUGUAGUCUGGCAUAUCAGGCUAAGGUAGAAGGGGUGCAUGAAAUGACAGUUUUAGUUAAUAACAAAUCGGUGCAGGGUUCACCUAUUAAGAUUAAUGUAAUUCCUAAGAAGGGGUUGGUGGGUAAUUAUGGCAAAUACAAUAGACCUGACAGUGUCCUGAUAACCAGUGAUUGGAACGUAUUAGUUUGUGAUGGUGGAAAUAAUCGACUUCAAUUACUGACCUUGGAUGGAAAACAUAAACGAAUGAUUCAAUUCACUGGUUUCAGGGAACCAUUUAAUCCACGGUUUGCCGCAGAAUCACUGGAUGGUAAUUAUUUCAUAACAGACAGUAACAACAAACAAGUAGUUGUAUGUAAUAACAAUUUUGAACUAAUUAGAUGUUUUGGCAAUACGCAACUGACACACCCUAUUGGUAUUAGCAUCAGCCCUGUGAAUGAAAGGGUGUAUGUUGUUGAUCUGAAAUCCAACUGUAUGAGAAUCUACAGCCAAGAUGGGCAAUAUAUUAAGUCAUUCGGAUCAGAGGGUGAUUGGAAUUGUCAUUUUCAAAGUCCCUUUGGAAUUACUACAGAUAGUAAAGGUAAUGUCAUUGUGGCAGAUCAAUGCAACCGCCGCAUACAAGUGCUGACUGGUGAAGGAGAAUUUCUAUUCAAGUUUGGAAGUCGUGGAAAUGUUGGUACUCAACUACAGUGUCCUUUAGGUUUAGCUACUGAUACAGAUGGAUAUAUGUACGUGAGUGAAAAUGGUAAUAAUAGGGUUCAGAAGUAUGACUCUCAUGGUCAAUUUGUAUGUCAUAUUGAUAGUCCUGCUGAUGGGAUGAUGACUCCCCGUGGUAUCUCUCUCACUAAUGAUAAACCAUUUGGUAAGGUUGUAGUGGCUGAUAUUAAAAAUAAUUGUAUUAAAAUAUUUGCACAGUAA
Saccoglossus kowalevskii is the source of this 1017-nucleotide messenger RNA. RefSeq names its product tripartite motif-containing protein 2-like. NCBI's taxonomy places the organism in Eukaryota, Metazoa, Hemichordata, Enteropneusta, Harrimaniidae. The record is from RefSeq and is a predicted model, not a curated record.